AAAUUAUCUUGAUACAAUUCAGGGGAGAUACUCUUUCUGGAAUCGAACUUCCGGUGCUGACCAUUUUCUGGUUGCUUGCCACGAUUGGGUAUGCCAGCAUAGUAGAAUCUUUGUACUAGAGUUCUUAGAGUAAACCAUUGAAAUGCUCAUUUUCAGUACAUUUUGAUUCAUUCAUUCAAUUUUGGUCUUAUAUUUGAAUUUGCAUAUAUGGUUAAAGUUCAGGGUCAUUGGGUCAAAAUUGAAUCUUUGGUCUGAGUUCAGGGUCAUUUGAAUUUUUUGGUCUAUAUUUUCAGUACAUGAUGCAAUGCAUGCAUGAGAACGUAAGAGGGUAACUGUAUUCACAAACAUACUGAAGCUGAAGCCGAGAAGUUUUUUGUUUUGGCAGUAAUAAGUUUUUGGACAAAAUUAUCUUCAGUUGUUGGUGUCUUUUACAUCAUCCUUGAUUUAAUCCAAAAGAUUGGAUUUUGACCAGAACUGUAAGGCCUUUUUGCGAUGAGUGGAAUAAUGGAAUGAGAAGUGAGCUUGUGGGUUUCAUUGAAAUAUGAUGCAAGCAAAUGAUGGUGAAAAGCAGGAUUAGGAUUUAAAGGAACAAUUCAGAUGAUUGGAGGAUUUACUAUGUCAUAUCUUUGAAUUGGUUUAUUUAGUUUGACCGUUUUAUGUUGCUCAUUGUAAUCAGAAAAGUCAGGAUUGUUUGAUACAUUUUCAGGCACCCGAGGAAACUAAAGCCAUGAUGUCGAAUUGCAUACGAGUUCUCUGCAAUGCUGACAUAAGAGAGGGAUUCCAGUUAGGCAAGGAUGCAUCGCUUCCAGAGACAUCUGUACACUCACCUCAAUUCCCCUCAGGAGGAAGAGGAGCAUCAUUGGGAGGUAAACCUGCUUCCCAAAGGCGAAUCCUCGCUUUCUUUGCCGGUAAAAUGCAUGGUUACCUCCGCCCAAUCCUCUUAAAGCAUUGGGAAAACAAAGACCCCGAUAUGAAAAUUGUUGGCCGGAUGCGCAAAUCCAGCUACAUUCAUCAUAUGAAGAGCAGCAAGUACUGCAUUUGUGCAAGAGGCUACGAAGUUAAUAGUCCAAGGUUAGUCGAGGCGAUCAUGUAUGGCUGUGUUCCGGUGAUCAUAUCAGACAACUUCGUGCCUCCUUUCUUUGAAGUCCUGAACUGGGAAAAAUUCGCCGUCUUUGUUCUGGAGAAAGACAUUCCGAAUUUGAAAACAAUACUCCUGUCAAUCUCGGAAAGGAGGUAUGUGGUGAUGCAACAGAGAGUGAACCAAGUAAGGAAGCAUUUCUUAUGGCAUAAUGUGCCCCUGAAGUAUGAUGUUUUUCACAUGAUACUUCACUCCAUCUGGUACAACAGGGUUUUUCAAAUGUAGUUUCUGAAUAGGGCAAGAAUUUUAUCACCCGAGGAAUCACAUGUUUCUGCUAUAGUAUUCAUUGCAGUCUGCAACAAAUAGCUUAGCAGGAGAAUCUUGCCCUUUAUUUAACUUAGAUUCAGUUGUAUUGUUUCUGAUAGACUAAUGAUAAGAAGGCUAAACCUUUAUAUGUUAAGUGGCAAGUAUGGACUGUGUCGAAUUCAGCUAUGGCCUAAUGGCUAAUGGUGGGUCAUAAAACUGAUGAUAAUUACCCUAAGUAAAUGUAUUCUUCCUGAGUUCCAGUCAACUUUCAUUUGGU
Molecule: messenger RNA, 1661 nt
Organism: Oldenlandia corymbosa var. corymbosa
Lineage: Eukaryota; Viridiplantae; Streptophyta; Magnoliopsida; Gentianales; Rubiaceae
Source: the annotation of a GenBank genome assembly